AUGGCCUCUUCAAAGUCACAGCAGUUCUUCCAUACCUCGGGCGCAACUGACGCGGUCUGGGUCCAUCAAGAUCCUGUGUCCAACAGACCUUUGUUCACAAAACUGAGCCAGGAUAUCGAAACCGAUGUGUGUGUUAUCGGUGGCGGUAUAGGAGGAAUAUCCACCGCAUACGAACUCGUAAGCCGAGGCCGCAAAGUCGUCCUCCUCGAAGCCCGCCAGGUUCUAUCCGGAGAAACCGGUCGCACCAGCGGACAUUUGACCAACGACUUGGAUGAUGGCUAUAUCGAGAUUGCAAAGAAACAUGGUGAUGCAGGUGCCAAGGCUGCCGCAGAAAGUCACGCUUGGGGACGAGAUCGUAUUGGCGAAAUUUCAAACAUGCUUGGCAUUGACUGCGAAUAUCGCAAGUUGCCGGCAUACGAAGUCUCUCAGUACUCUACUCAAGAGAAAGAGCACGAAGAUGAGAUGAAAGAAUUGAGAAAGGAAGAGGCAGCGCAAAGAAAGUUUGGUAUCGAUUCUAGAUUUGAUGAAACACUGACGAUUCGCGGAUGGGAUGGAGCCGUCAACCAGCGAGGAGGACUCAUAAUCAAAGACCAAGCCACUUUUCACCCAACAAAGUAUCUCAACGGAGUCCUCAAGUGGCUCAAAUCACAGCCUGACUUCCACUGUUUCGACCAAACACGAGUCAUGUCGGUCGAAGAAAAGGGUAUCGAGAUUUUGGGAAUCGGCAACAAGUCCGUCAUUGUACAGACUUCAGAUGGCAAUUCGGUCAGGUGCAACGACGCCGUCGAAGCCACUUGUGUUCCUCUGCAGAAAUUGAGUGUCAUCGCACAGAUGGAGUUCAUGCGAACGUACUGUAUCGCAGCUAGAGUACCUAAGGGUUCGAUCGAGGACUGUCUCCUUUAUGACCAGGCUGACGAGUACAAAUACAUUCGCUUGACAGCCUGCGACGACCAACACGAUUAUAUCGUCGUUGGAGGCUGUGAUCACAAGGUUGGCCAGGAAGACACCACUACUGAGUUCCAAGAGCUGGAGACGUGGACUCGCGAGCGUUUCUCGCAGGUUGGCUCUGUUGAUUAUCGUUGGAGUGGGCAGAUACUUGAGCCAGUGGACUUUAUGCAGUUUGUUGGCAAGAACCAGGGCAACGAACACAUCUACAUCAUCACGGGUGAUUCCGGCGACGGUUUGACAGCUGGAGUGUUGGCUGGUAGACUUAUUGCAGAUGAGAUUGACGGAGUUGAGAAUCCAUGGGCCGAGGUUUACUCUCCCAAGCGCAUUGCUUCUGUGUUAAAGUCACUGCCCAGCAUGAUAUCGCACGACUUGCAGAUCAAUGCGCAGUACAAGAGGUUUUUGGAAUCUGACCUUGCCGAUAUUGAGGACCUGGGUCGCGGGAUGGGUGGUGUUUUGAACAAUGAACAUAUCCUAUUGGGUAUUUCGGACUUUGAAUCCUAUUUUUCUGCUCCAACUGUCGUAUCCCGUAUUGGAACCUGGACAUGGCAAAUAUACGCGGUUCCUGAUUGGCGGUCACGGUCUCUUUUGACUCUCACUCUGGCCACGGCCACUUCGGCUUUCGUCCUCCCAGAUUCCCUCAACAUUUUCAACGAUUUCAAAGAUGAUCUCAAGGAAACUCUAGAGGACAUUCCAAAACGCCUCCGCAAGUCUCUUGAUGAGGCUACCGACAAGCUCUCCACUGAGAUCUCUUCCGCCAUCCACAACAAGCUUCAAGACGAAGAUGUUUUCGUCCACGACUUUGUCGACAAAGAUGCACCCAGCAGUGAUGAGCCCAUUUCCAUCUUUGGUAGAACCGGUGGCGAUUUCACAGACCACACCACAUACGAACUCAUCGCUAAGAGCAACUACACAAAGAAGUUCUUCAAGCUCGUCAAGGAACACGAAAGCUUUGGAAAGCUGCUAAACAGCACCGAUAAGAACUAUACUCUCUUUGUACCUAUCGACGAGGCUUUUGAGCAUAUCCCUCAUGACGACAAGCACAAGCCCAGCGAUGAGUUCGUCCAAGAUGUUCUCAACUACCAUCUCGGCAUUGGAGAAUAUCCCGCAUCGAGAAUUCUCUUCACCCAUACCGUUCCUACCACUCUUAAGGAGAAGCUUCUAGGUGACAAGCCCCAGCGUCUCCGAACAAGUGUUGGAUUUUCAGGUGUGCGCGUCAAUCUUUACAGCAAGGUCAUCGCCGUCAACUUUAAAACUAAGAAUGGCAUCAUCCACGCUGUCAACAGAAUUCUCGUCCCUCCUCCCUACAUCGGCAAAGAAAUCAGCCUUUUCCCCGCCCAAUUCUCAACACUGCUUCUCGCCUAUGAUAAGACCGAGUUUGUCAAGUACAUCCACAACGUCCCUAUGAUUGGCAGCACCGUCUUUGCCCCAUCAAACGAAGCCUGGUCGCGUCUCGGCCCACGCGCCAACGCCUUUCUCUUCAACACCGAGACCGGCAAGAAGUACCUCCGCGCGCUGCUCAAGUACCAGAUCGUGCCCAACAUCACACUCUACAGCGACGAGAUCUACUACAGCGACGAGAAGCAGACUCUCAAGAAGAAGGGUCUUGGCCAUGGAGGUGACUUCCACAUUGAGCUGCCUACGCUGCUGGAGAGGGGCGUUGGUGUUGAUGUGCACACUUUCAAGAGCUGGACUACCAUUGUGCUGAAUGGGCACAAUGUUAUUGGCUUCAACGAUGCCGUUGGUAAGAAUGGUGUUAUUCACGUUCCCAAGACUAUUCCUAUUCCUCCUCAUAGAAGGGGCGAGCAUCCUUCUGAGGUUGAUGGUGAGAUCAGUGUUGAGGAGCUUAAGGAGAGACUGCAGGAUUAUGUGGAGGAGGAUGAUUCCGAGUCUGAUUGGCAGGAUGGAGAGCUUUAAUGUGUCUCGUAGGACAAAAACCCGAAGUACUGAGAAUGUUUCUUUGUACGGUAACAAAUCAUACUCUCGUUAUUGCUAUUGGUUAGAAACGA
Fusarium graminearum PH-1 is the source of this 2954-nucleotide messenger RNA. RefSeq lists its product as uncharacterized. The transcript has 6 exons. Lineage: Eukaryota; Fungi; Ascomycota; Sordariomycetes; Hypocreales; Nectriaceae. The record is from RefSeq and is a predicted model, not a curated record. The coding region runs from base 1 to 2862 and encodes 953 amino acids. Gene Ontology annotation, cellular component: cytoplasm. Gene Ontology annotation, molecular function: oxidoreductase activity.